AUGAGGCCGUCAAUUAUCGUUACCCUUGCAUUGUCCAACCUGGUUCAGGCUCUGGAUCUAACUAGCCUCACCCAGUUCUUGAUCCAGCGGGCUGAUGCCGAGUUCCCCACACUGAAGGGAAUGGGUCAGGAUAUCUAUGAUAAUCCUGAGUUAGGCCGCGCAGAGUUCCACGCUCACGACCUCGCUGUGAACCAUUUCUCGUCCUUACACGGCUGGAAGGUCACCCCACACGCCUACAGCCUGGAGACAGCAUACUCAUUCCUCUUUGAACACCGUCCCGAAGGCUUUCACGGCGAACUCAAGACCAUUGGGAUUCUAGCAGAGUACGACGCACUUACGGGGAUCAAUGGCGGAUCAGCACAUGCAUGCGGGCAUAACCUCAUUGCCACAAACGCCUGGACCGUCGGUAUCCUCGCCAGCCAGGCUUUGGUUCACUACAACAUCCCUGGUAUCUUACAAAUUGUCGGCUGUCCCGAUGAAGAGAAUGCUUCAGGCAAACACGACCUUGAGGUUAACGGCGCUUUUGACGGCUUUGAGCUUGCCUUUAUGGCACAUCCGACGUCCGCUAGUUCCGUUCAAGUCAUGGAAGGUCGGAUCAAUUCAUUCUACACCAUGACAGGCGCCACUCACGCCGAGGCUGUGAAGAAGGCGUACAGUGCUAUGGUUACCAUUGACCAGAUCCACGAUGACCUACCUGGCACUGGCUCGACUGCAGUCAGUAUCGCAAACAUCGGCGACUACGCUACCAAUGUCGUUCAGCAGAAUAUAAGCCUUGGUUUUGCUGGAGCUGAAAAGCGCACUGUGCAGCAGAUCGUAUCCGAGCUCCUCGGUAGUGGCAACUUCCCGAAAGUCAACGCUACGAUUACGGAAGACCAAGACGGUGUCGUGCUGGCUGCCCUGGGGCCUGGCGGUCACGCCUCUGAAUCCACCAGAGGUGCACUGGAACUUACCACCGCAACCUUUGAAGCACUCUCUGACGAUUCGUCGAUAACCUAUUUUCUACCUGGCAACACAACGUUUAAACAGUACGAUAUCACCUGUGAUAUGCGCACACGCUAUACGACCGAUUUAGCGCCACUCGCCGAAUUUGUCGACAAGGCUAUAGGGUCUCUAGCGCACGGCGUAUCUCAUGAUAUUGUAUAUCCUUCUCUCGAGAUCAUUCCGUCACUGGCCAACGCCUUUGUCAAUCUGAUUGAGACACCAGAGUAUGGGUUGACCGAUUUCGUCAUCGGUCCGGAUAUCGCUGCCUCUACCGACGCUUCAUGGUGUGAGCUUCCCGUGCUCGACCCUGAAACCCACGAACUUCUUAGUGUAAAGAGAGCUGUUCUGCAUGCAAACUACAGAAUUUGUGAGAAGGUUCCAGGAGCUCUCUGCGCUUUCAAUCACGAGCCUCUGUUUCAUAACGUCUCUGGAACCGACUUCGCUUAUGACCAGACUAAGAUCGUGGCCAGAGCCGAAGCUCAGCUUAUCAUCGAGGCGCUCUCAAAUGACACGUUUUAUGAGGAACUUACUGCACUUGUUGUCUAG
Molecule: messenger RNA, 1527 nt
Organism: Fusarium coffeatum
Lineage: Eukaryota; Fungi; Ascomycota; Sordariomycetes; Hypocreales; Nectriaceae
Exons: 1
Coding region: 1-1527 (508 amino acids)
Molecular function (GO): dipeptidase activity
Source: RefSeq, a predicted model, not a curated record